Messenger RNA from Lachancea mirantina, 1506 nucleotides. Lineage: Eukaryota; Fungi; Ascomycota; Saccharomycetes; Saccharomycetales; Saccharomycetaceae. The record is from the annotation of a GenBank genome assembly.
AUGAAGCAUUCGGUCAUUUUAAAUACUUUGUUUCUAGGUUUUUUUAUUGGAUUUAUAGUUGAGAUGGUGUUUUUGCAACGCGUCUGGAGGAAGAAAACUACGGAUGCGUUCAAAGGUGUAUUUAAUCAGGAGGCAAGCGAUUCCGCCAAGGUCUCGCAUGAUUCAGACAUGAAAAACGUGGGAGAAAAUGACAAAAGUUACGUUUCCGGGGUUUACUAUAGUAAUUGGUCGCCCUUUCCCCCCAGAAGUCAUUUUCCGCAUGAUGUUAAUUUGGAGAGAAUAACACAUUUGUAUUAUUCAUUCUUUAUUAUUGAUCAGGACACAGGCGAGUGCAAGUCCAGCGACGAAUGGUCGGAUUUCCAGAUGGAUACUUAUAAGGAUUGGUAUGCCAAAUCUUAUGGUCUGCACGACGAAAAUCGCCACCAUUCGCAUGAUGCAAAAGAGGUAUUGCCUAUGGGCUGUCUUGGUGAAUUGUUCUAUCUGCGUAAAGCAAGACAUUUGUCCAAACUUAACAUCACCGAUGGUGCUGAGCAAUUUUCUACAAUUUUAUCCAUUGGAGGGUGGUCGAACCGACAGGCAUUUCCCGUGAUAGUUCGUGACAAAAACAAAAUGGGUGCUUUUAUCAGAAGUGCGGUAGAAAGUAUGGUGAAAUACGGGUUUGAUGGAAUUGAUAUUGAUUGGGAAUUUCCUCGAAAUGAUGGGAUUGAGCCACAAGCGUACUGUGACCUUAUGAGUUCGCUCAAAGAAGCACUCUCGAAUUUAGAAAAGACCAUUUUCGGUGCUGACUCAGAAAACCAUUUCUUGCUGACAACUGCCAUUCCUGCUUUGGUCGAGAACCUUGAAUUCUUGCCGCUAUCUCAAGUUGAUGAGUAUGUUGAUUACUGGAAUUUGAUGGCCUACGAUUUUAGUGGGUCGUGGUCAUCAAAAACCGCCUACCAUAGCAGCCUUUUCGCUUCUAAAAAUGACCAAACCACUCCCUGUACCGACAUGGGUGUAAGGUUUCUCAUAGACCAGGCAAAGGUCCCAUCUCGCAAAAUUGUGCUCGGGAUGCCCGCUUAUGGUCGGGGAUUUACUAGAGUUAAACUCCACGCCUAUGAUGAGCCUGUCAUUGGACACAAUUUCAAGGGUGUUGGAGGAGCUUCUGAGGGCGAGCCCGGCAUUUGGCAGUACAAUCAAUUGCCUUUAAAUGGUACGGAAGAGCAAUUUGAUGCUGAUGCCGUUUCGGCAUAUAGCAUUGAUGUCCAGAAACGGACUUUGGUUGUUUACGACAACACCGAAUCCAUGAAGCGCAAGGCCCAAUAUGUUAUGGAUAACAAUCUUGCUGGAGGAUUUUGGUGGGAAUCCUGUGGCGACUAUCAAACAGACAAGUCAAGAUCGCUGAUAGUUACAUUCACUGAUGUAUUGCCAGCGCUGGACAAAAAACCGUCAAUUUUUACGCGGACUGAAAUGGCAAACUUCUACGCUGCUCACUACCCCAGUGAGCUUUUGUCACAAAUUCUAAAAUAG